UUGAUUUUCUUCACUCUGUUUCUCUUUGUUGCUCUUCCUUUUGAUUUCAUCUCGAUCCUUGAUAUCUUGCCGGGGAAACCCAGUUCAGUCCUUAAAUUUCCCUUUAUCUUCGCUGAUUACGGCUCUACAACCAUUUAAUUAGGAGUUCACUUCAAGAACAAGCAUCAUGAGCUGCUUCAGCUGUUGCGAAGAAGAUGAUAGCCAUAGACCUCCUCAAAAUGGUGCCUUCAUGGCAAAUAGUGCAGCAACCAGUACUGGACAUUAUCAAGUGAAACAAGCUGCUCCAAGGGAUACACAGGUUAUAGCUAUGCAACCAAUUGCUGUCCCUCCCAUUUCAAUGGACGACCUGAAGGAUGCUACUGAUAAUUUUGGGACAAAGUCUUUAAUUGGUGAAGGCUCAUAUGGACGAGUAUAUUAUGGUGUUUUAAAAAAUGGCCAGGCUGCAGCCAUCAAAAAGUUAGAUUCCAGUAAGCAACCUGAGCAAGAAUUUCUGGCACAGGUAUCAGUAGUAUCCAGAUUGAAAGAUGAAAAUGUUGUUGGGCUCCUUGGAUAUUGUGUUGAGGGUCCUCUCCGAGUCCUUGCUUAUGAGUAUGCUCCUAAUGGAUCUCUUCAUGAUAUUCUUCAUGGAAAGAAAGGUGUUAAAGGAGCACGGCUAGGUCCUGUUCUGUCAUGGGCACAAAGAGUUAAAAUUGCUGUUUGUGCAUCAAGAGGACUCGAAUACUUGCAUGAAAAAGCACAGCCUCAUAUUAUCCAUCGGGAUAUUAAGUCCAGCAAUGUACUGCUUUUUGACGAUUACGUAGCUAAAAUUGCUGAUUUUGAUUUGUCAAAUCAAGCCCCAGAUUCUUCAGCACGCCUACACUCCACUCGAGUUUUGGGAACCUUUGGUUAUCAUGCUCCAGAGUAUGCAAUGACUGGAACAUGGAGUUCAAAGAGUGAUGUCUACAGCUUCGGUGUUGUCUUGCUAGAGCUGUUGACUGGCCGUAAGCCUGUUGAUCAUACUUUACCACGGGGGCAGCAGAGUCUUGUGACAUGGGCAACCCCUAGACUCAGCGAAGACAAGGUGAAACAGUGUGUUGAUGCAAGAUUGAACGGGCAGUACCCUCCUAAGGCAAUUGCAAAGAUGGCUGCUGUUGCUGCCUUGUGUGUGCAAUAUGAAGCUGAUUUUCGCCCAAAUAUGAGUAUUGUAGUGAAAGCUCUCCAGCCUCUUUUGAACACUCGAGUAGCUCACCACAGUGAACCCCACUCAUGAUGCGCCACAUCUUGCCUCAGCAUAUGGUUGUUUUUUUGAAAAAAAAAAAUUAUUUGUAAAUUUGGUUCUAUAAAAGGCGUUAAAUUAUGUGCAGUUAUUUAAACCUCAUUUGAUAUUUGUUUUGGGAUAAGAUUGGCAGGAUUUUGCAUAUUCAAUUACCUUAAGCCACAAGGUAAUCCGUGAUAGGGGCUAUUUAUUGGUGGUUUAUUUAUGUUUUUAGCAGCUUCUAAUUUUCAUGUUCUUGUGAGCUGAUGAAUGCCAAGUUAAAUUCAGAUA
This is a messenger RNA of Carica papaya (papaya), 1525 nucleotides long. RefSeq names its product pto-interacting protein 1-like. NCBI's taxonomy places the organism in Eukaryota, Viridiplantae, Streptophyta, Magnoliopsida, Brassicales, Caricaceae. Gene Ontology annotation, molecular function: protein kinase activity; ATP binding. Gene Ontology annotation, biological process: protein phosphorylation. The record is from RefSeq and is a predicted model, not a curated record.